UGUUGCUGUGCCACUGGAGACGCAGCUGGUUUCUGUCACUAAACAGGAGGGGGGUGAAAUUUUGGCUGAAGCCAUUUCAGAAGACCCUGCCAAGGCUAAAGCGUAGCUCUCCAACCUGAGACGGGAGCAAUCUAGGGGUGAUACAUACCCUUCAUCCUGCUCUUAUCAUCUGGAGAACUUUAAAAGCCCAUCAGCUGACAUCAUGGUUGAGUUGACUUCUUAUGGCAAUGAGACGACUCCUCUUUGCUUCUCAAGAAACCAACCACCCAUCCACUAUAACCACUCUAUCGUCUCCCCUUACUUGUCCCCCACCUUCACUGCUGUGGGCCUCAGCUCCAACCUCAUCGCCCUAAUCGUCCUGAUCAGGGCGUACCGGCGGACCCACAGUCGCUCCCGCUCCUCCUUUCUGAUCUUCCUCUCUUGCCUGGUGGUGACAGACCUCACAGGUCUACUGGUGACCAGUCCCAUCGUUACCUUCUACCACACCAAGGGCUUCAACUGGAGUGAGGUGGACCCGCACUGCCACCUCUGCAACUUCUACGGCCUGUGCCCGCUGCUCCUGGGGGCGGCCAUGGCCGUGGAGCGCUUCAUGGGCAUCUGGAGGCCCUUCUCCCGCUCCACCCGCAUGUCCAAAGGCCGGGUUCUGCUCACCGUGCUGCUGGUGUGGGUGUUUGCUGGUGCCGUCAGCCUGCUGCCCGUAAUCGGGCUGGGCAGUUACCACCUGCAGAGCCCAGGAUCCUGGUGUUUCUUCAACAUGAGCUCCCAAACCCCAGACCUGAUGAUCUCUUUGGGCUACUCCCUGGUGGGACUCUUAUCUUUGGCCACGUCCUUCGUCCUGAACACGGUCAGUGUGAUGACGCUGCUACGCAUCUGCUGUGGACGGGAUGCCAAUCAUCGCCGGCGAAACCUUGAAGUACAGAUGAUGAUUCAGCUUAUCUGGAUCAUGAUCAUUGCAACCGUCUCCUGGUGCCCCCUGCUGGUGUUCACCACACACACAGCCCUGUCCGGUCGGCCCGUCCAGGAUAAACACCUGCUACUCUGGAUCCGCUUUGCCUCCUGCAACCAGAUCCUGGACCCCUCCGUCUACAUCCUGGUCCGGCAGGCCGUGCUGAAGAUGGUCCGCUGCUGUUCCAGAGGGCUCUAGUUUGACAUGUACCCGCUUCGUCACCUUCUCCUGCCCUUAGAGUUCACACAUCUAACAGUGAUCCCUGCCUGGAUGUGACGAAUAUCACCAUGUCGCACCAUAAUGGAUUUGUCCUGCUCACUUCUGAGGAGGACACUGCCAUUAAUCUCUGCCGCUAAACUAUAAUUACUUCAUUAACUUACUGUUUAAUCAAGUACAGUAUAAGUUACAUCCACCCCUCCAGGCAAAACAAUUCGACAAUCGAUUAGCAACGUAAUGAAAGCGACAGUAUUUUGGACUCAGAAGCAGCACAUUUGUAUCUGCAUGCGUGGCUCUUGAAGAAGCUCUGGAGGAACAAGCGAGACAAGGCUGGUUUCCAGGGCAUGUAAUGGCCACAGGUAGUCAAGCUUUCCUCAGAAAGGCUUCGUCUGAUUGGUCUGGGGACUGUGUGGGGGGGCGGAGCCUGCAACGGCUGCACAGCUGGGCCAGGAUUCUGGGUCACGGCUGAUGGAAAGAUGAGGAGCAGAUGCUGGGCGUCACAUACCUUUGUGGAUUCCAGGAAACGCUCAGGCCCCGGCCGUCUCCCACCCACUUCAUGAGUUUAAUCUGAAUCUUAGAUGUUCCAUGUUUGGACCAAUUGCCUGGAAUUUUACAAAUUUUUCUGGGAAGGCUGCAGAGAUACGUUCCUCAUUCUGGACUUCGUCUCUUAACGCUCUGUUGACCAUGACCAAGACGUCCUCAGGCUGUAUAUUCCUUCUGCCGCAGUGUUGCUCCUGAGUGCUUCCAGGUUGAAGUAUCUACGGAACAAGGGUUCUGUGGUAGAAGAGUCAGCGUUCCAUGUAUAGCUGUAGAACAAGCAGCAAUCAGCUAGGCUCUAUUGGUAAUUGGACCACAUGUUUAAUGGUGAAAGUGGCCCAAACUGAAGGAGCCGAGAGAUUCUAUUUGUUUAUAAAGUUUUAUUAUUUUAUUCAUAGUCAUGAGUAUUUGUUAUUGUUUUUAAAUGUAUGUUUAUACUGACCAGUCUAACGUUAAAAACCAUAUGGAAGACACCCAGUGGUGGAACAGUUGUGUGUAUUUAAAUGGGAGCGGUGAUGAUGUUCAGGAAAUAAAUGGCUGAUCUCA
Paramormyrops kingsleyae is the source of this 2245-nucleotide messenger RNA. Its product is annotated as thromboxane A2 receptor-like. Gene Ontology annotation, biological process: inflammatory response; positive regulation of cytosolic calcium ion concentration; adenylate cyclase-activating G protein-coupled receptor signaling pathway. Lineage: Eukaryota; Metazoa; Chordata; Actinopteri; Osteoglossiformes; Mormyridae. Gene Ontology annotation, cellular component: plasma membrane. Gene Ontology annotation, molecular function: thromboxane receptor activity. The record is from RefSeq and is a predicted model, not a curated record.